AUGCCAAGCAGUGGAACAUCUUGUAGGAUGGGUGGUUGGAUGACACUUGCCUUUCAACUGGGCGGCUGGAGUUUGAUUCCCCAUUCAGACAUGAAAGAUAUCGGUUACCUUCUUGACCACGAUUUCUCUGUGGCUGAUAUAAGUUUGGAUGUGCGACAUCGCCUUACAGAUGUUCUGUAUGAUGAACUGAUAGCAUCUGUGUUAAAAAUCCUUUGCAAGCUUGAUCUGACAUCCACCUCAACAUCCGAGCUCUCCUCUCAAUCUGAGCCUGAGGGCGUGGCCGGGGCCAGUGGGGAGAAGUUGGAGGAUGAAGGGGCCACUGGUGACCCCACUCAGGGAGUACAACCUAACAGGCCUAAAGAUCAUCAAGUCUUUAUCAACCUCGUCGACUUCUGCAGAGACCUACUACCAACUGCCCACUAUGAACUUUUUGAGAAGUGGAUAUUCACAUUCUGCCACAAAGUUAUCCUUUGUUCUACUGAUAAUCCUUUGGUCAGUGGAUUCUACAAGCUCCUGGCGAUGAGUAUGAAGAUAUCAAACAAGCUCAAUUUUUUCAAGCUGUUUGACACAGCAGCUAAACUUACUACUGCAGAGCAAAAAAGAAAAAUUUCCAAGGAAUGGCGAGAGCGCCUCAAAGAAAAUCCUGCAAAAUAUAAAGAACAUAGACUUGUUGAAACCUUGCGGUUACAAGACUAUAGAAAAAACCUGAGCAAUGAACAAAAAGAAAUACAAAAAGGGCAGGCAAGGUUACGGCAACAGAGAUAUAGGAAUAAAAAAAAACUUGAAGGACAUAUUACAUCAAAAGCACCAGUGAACAAAACACGAGCCAGUAAGGAAGUGCAGCGACAAACAUGGAGAGAAGCAAAACGUUUGCAGAGGAUGAAUAUGUCUCAUCAGAAAAAGAGAAGAAUUAAUGAGCGUCGCAGAAAAAUAUAUCAUGAAAAGAAACAACCUAAAUCUUCAGAAAAGGAGAAAGAAAUAGAUCCAGUGGAUAAUGAAUCACUAAUGACCCAAGUUGCCAAAAGGAAAGCUGUCAGUAGGUGUCUGAGAGUGCUACCGAAAAACCCAAAGAAGUACGCCGAAGUGGUAACUCAACUUUACAGAAGAAAAAAACAGGCCUUUGGUUUAGAUGCCACAGAGAAGAAAAAGAAUACAACAACAUUGAUUGUAAAAGAGAAGCUUAUGGAACUGCGUAACCGCCGGAAAGAAAGGGACAACCGAAUUAGAAGAAUAAUUCAUGCCUCUCUUGCUGCAAAAGGACGUAUAAGUCGGGCCACACAAAAGGAAUUUGGACUAAGUAAGAAACUCUCCAAGCUGUCUGUAGAUGAGCUUGAAAACGAGGGAAGAAAAGCAAGAAGUGACUGUCUGCCAGAUGAUGCGGUGAAAGAGGUAACAGAAUUUUACCAGAGUUCUGAGAUGUCCAGAGAGUUGCCGCUUCAAAGGCUUGUGAGUGCAAAGAAAAUGACAGAACCCAGGAAAGCCCUAGAACAAUCCCUUGUACAGUCCUACAAAACUUUCAAAACAAAAUAUCCAGAAAACAAGCUGUCCUAUAGUAAGUUUGCUAGUUUGAGACCUUCUAAUGUUCUACCAUUGACAAAACAAAAGCACUAUCAAUGUUUGUGCGAAUACUGUGUCAAUGUUGACUUUCAGGUGAAGGCUUUGCAGAGAUAUUGUUGUGCCAAAAAAUUGGAGAGACCCUUUGUUGAUAGGUAUGAUGCUUCCAGAAUUACUUUGUGCCCUAAAGAUGGGGCUAAUUACAAAAUGGAAUGUCUCGACAGAAAUUGCCAGUUUUGUGGGGUGGAUAAUGUUGACGAAAAAACUCGUGGACUGAAUCAGUACAUAGACACACAAAUAAAAUGGAGGAGCUGGGAAAUGGUCACUCAACCUAACACCCAGAAAAAGUUCAUGACUCUGGUAUCUAAGGAAGGAACAAUUGGAGAACUAAUUACAGAGCUGAAACUAAAGCUAAAUCCAUUUGCGAAGCACUUGUUUAAUGCCAAGUGGCAGUCAGGUCAGUUCGACGACUUAAAGAAGAAAAUGCCAAAACAGUGGGCAAUGUUUUGCAUGGACUUUGGUGAAAAUUAUGCAUGUCAUCAUCAGGAUGAGGCUCAGGGAGCCCACUGGCAUUACGAACAGGUCACCAUGCACCCCAUUGUUGUCUAUUAUAGAUGUCAGAAGGAGGGAUGUGAUGAAACCGUCCAUGAGUCCCUGGUCUUCAUCACUGAUGACCACAAGCACGAUUAUCAUGCUGUGCAGCACUUUAUUGAAAAGUCCAAUCAGUAUUUGCUCGAAGAAGUUGGACUAGACAUUCACACAGAGAUCCAUUUCUCGGAUGGCGCACCGACUCAGUACAAGUCCAAGUUUAAAUUUGUUGAUAUGUCUAUGGGACAAGACGACUUUGGUCUCAAUAUUGAGAAACACUAUUUUGGAAGCCGCCAUGGCAAAGGACCAUGUGAUGGUGAAGUGGGGGUUCUGAAGAGGUCUGCAACAUCUGCGGUGAAGAGAGGAGAAAUGAUCUCAAAUGCCAAGGACUUUUUUGAAUACGCCAAAGAAAACUUGUCUUUACCAAAAAUGACAACUGACAAUAGCGAAUCUCAUAUACAUUCAAAAAGGAUAUUCUUCUUUGUUAAUAGCAGAGAGAUCAGCAGGGACCGUCAACCAAGGCUGCAAAACAUAAAGGCUGUUCCCCAGACGAGACAGAGCCACCAUUUCAAAAGUGUCCAGCCCUUUGUCGUUCUGUCUAGAGAAAGAACAUGUUUCUGUGAUGCAUGCCAACAGCUGGAGGGAUCAUCAGAAUGCAAGAAUGCAGACAUAGUUGGGAAAUGGAAUGUCCACACAUUGAAGAUAAGAAGGAGACAAGUGGCCCCUCCAGCUGUUGAUGUCCCUGUGAAUGACGCCCCUGUGGAUGGUGCUCCUCUGAAUGACGCCCCUGUGGAUGGUGCUCCUGUGGAUGUUGCUCCUGUGGAUGGUGCUCCUCUGAAUGACGCCCCUGUGGAUGGUGCUCCUCUGAAUGACACUCCUGUGAAUGAUGCCCCUGCGGAUGGUGCUCCUGUGGAUGGUGCUCCUGAAAAUGACACCCCUAUGGAUGGUGCUCCUCUGAAUGAUGCCCCUGUGGAUGAUGCCCCUGUGAAUGAUGCCCCUGUGGAUGGUGCCCCUGUGGAUGGUGCUCCUCUGAAUGACACCCAUGUGGAUGAUGCCCCUGUGAAUGACGCCCCUGUGAAUGAUGCCUCUGUGGAUGGUGCUCCUGUGGAUGGUGCUCCUGAAAAUGACACCCCUAUGGAUGGUGCUCCUCUGAAUGACGCCCCUGUGGAUGAUGCCCCUGCGGAUGGUGCUCCUGUGGAUGGUGCCCCUGUGGAUGGUGCUCCUCUGAAUGACACCCAUGUGGAUGAUGCCCCUGUGGAUGAUGCCCCUGUGCAUGAUGCCUCUGUGGAUGGUGCCCCUGUGAAUGACGCCCCUGUGGAUGAUGCCCCUGUGAAUGACGCCCCUGUGGAUGAUGCCCCUGUGAAUGAUGCCUCUGUGGAUGGUGCCCCUGUGAAUGACGCCCCUGUGGAUGAUGCCCCUGUGGAUGGUGCUCCUGAAAAUGACAUCCCUAUGGAUGGUGCUUCUCUGAAUGACUCCCCCGUAGAUGGUGUCCUUGUGGAUGGUGCUCUUUUAGCUGUGAACACACAAAUUGGAGAUGAUUCAUAUGAUGAUGCCCAUGAUCUGAGUGGACUUAGUAUAGACACAGAUGCCAUAAUGGAGGAGAUGAAUAAAUCAACCUCAGACUUCAAUAUCAGCUUGGACGGAAUGCUAAGUGCCAUCAUAACAGAGAACAUGCCCCCCACCAAUGCCAAACCAGACCCUGAGGGACCUUUCAGGUGUGGUCAAUUUGUUUUGGUAACAUUGACUAAUGACCGAAGAAAAAAGCCUAAGCAAUAUGUUGCAGAGAUCAAGGAGCUGCAUAAUGGGGAGGCCUUGCUUCAGUUCAUGCAGUCACAUCAGGAGUUUUAUUUCUGGCCUACUGUUGAAGACUUCUCCUGGGAGCCACUUCAGAAUGUGGUGUCCAUAAUUUCUCCACCCGUUUUUGUUGCUGAGAAAUCAACUACAAGGAGGCAGCUAUUUAAGCUCUAUGAGCUUUUGAAUAAAUUGAAGUUGAAACGUUUAUAA
Messenger RNA from Pecten maximus, 4146 nucleotides. RefSeq lists its product as uncharacterized. Bases 1 to 4146 code for a protein of 1381 amino acids. The record is from RefSeq and is a predicted model, not a curated record. Lineage: Eukaryota; Metazoa; Mollusca; Bivalvia; Pectinida; Pectinidae. The transcript has 12 exons.